GCGUGUGUUAAAGGGAGUUGGACUCUGUGUACAUUGUGCACACUGCGGGACCAACACACAUAUUCUGUACAGCUAAACCAAAGCUGUAGGUUUCGAAUGUGCAUCAAGCCACAGUCAGGAACCAGGUAUCAAGGUACCAGGACUUUUUUGACUGGAUGCAUAGCAUUUGCCUUCGCAAGGCAUUACACACCAUCAGGAAUCCAGCUGCCACCUUAUUGAGAGAACAUAUUAUCUGGCGAUUUGGCAGCACUCAGUAUUUCCCUCAGUACCCUCAUCCACCGACUCUUCACUGGGGCUGUCAUCCCAGUCAUUACCACUGCUUUGAUCGUAUCCCGCCAUCUCGAAAGUUUGGCACGUCCUCAAGGUUUUAUAUUCAUCUUUCGUGGCCCCAGAGACUCUCCGAGAGGCCAGACAUGGCAGAGCAGAGGUUCUGUGUGGAAUAUGCCAAACGUGGUACUGCAGGCUGCAAGAAGUGCAAGGACAAGAUCAUGAAGGGACUGGUGCGCAUCGGCAAGAUUGUGCCCAACCCCUUCAGCGAGUCUGCUGGAGAGAUGAAAGAGUGGUACCACGUGAAGUGCAUCUUCGAGAAGCUAGAGCGAGCGAGGGCCACCACCAAAAAAAUCGAAGACAUCACUGACCUGGAGGGGUGGGAAGAGCUUCAGGAUGACGACAAAGAUCUUAUUAAUAAACUCGUUUCAGACCUUGCUGCCAAAACCAAUGCGAGCCCAAAGAAGAAAGUACAGGCGAAGCUAAACACCAGUGGGCAGCUCUCUGCCCCACCUGCUGACCCAUCCCUUAAUGCUCCUCGGAAGUUCUCAGGCUUCACAGCUACCAAGGCUGGUAAUUCUGCCAGUCCGGGGCCGUCUGCAAUGAAACCAAGCCAGGGCAGUGCCCUGUCCACUCAGCUGUGUGACCCCAACCAUAAGGACUGUCUUCUGCGGGAGUUCCGCAAGCUGUGCGCCAUGGUGGCAGAGCACUCCAGUUACAACACCAAGACUCAGAUCAUACAGAACUUCCUGAAGAAAGGCAGUGGUGGAGAUAAGUUUAAAGGAGACUUGUACCUCACUGUGAAGCUGCUUCUCCCGGGAGUGGUAAAGAACGUUUACAAUCUAAAUGACAAGCAGAUUGUGAAGUUGUUCAGCCGUAUAUUAAACUGCAACCAGGAUGAAAUGGUCCGUGACCUGGAACAGGGGGACGUGUCGGAAACCGUGCGGAUGUUUUUUGAGGACAGUAAGUCCUUCCCGCCUUCAAACAAGAGUCUUCUCACCCUUCAAGAGGUCGACGCCUCACUGACCCGUCUGGCUCAACUGACCAAGGAAGAUGAACAGCAGAAUGAGCUACAGGACAUAGCCAAAAAAUGCACUGGAAAUGAUCUGAAGUGUAUCAUCAGGCUUGUGAAGCAUGAUUUGAAAAUAAACUCAGGAGCAAAGCACGUGCUGGACGCUGUGGACCCCAAUGCCUACGACGCCUUCAAAGCCUCGCGGAACCUGGGUGAUGUCAUUGAGCGAGUGCUGCGGAACCAGCAGGAUGCCUCCAAUGGCACCGGGCCCCGCAAGAGUCUGAGCGUGGAGGCCACCCUCAUGACCCCGGUGCAGCCCAUGCUGGCAGAGGCCUGUAAAUCUGUGUCAAUGGCCAUGAAGAAAUGCCCCAACGGGAUGUACUCCGAGAUCAAAUAUGAUGGUGAGCGUGUGCAGGUCCACAAAAAUGGAGAUCACUUCAGCUAUUUCAGCCGCAGUCUCAAACCAGUGCUCCCACACAAGGUGGCACAUUUCAAAGAGUUCAUCCCUCAAGCUUUUGUUGGGGGCCACAGUAUGAUUUUGGAUGCUGAGGUUCUUCUCAUUGAUACCAAUACCAGUAAACCCCUGCCCUUUGGAACACUGGGAGUGCACAAGAAAGCUGCCUUCCAAGAUGCCUGUGUGUGCCUGUUCGUCUUUGACUGCAUCUUCUUUAAUGGCGUGAGCCUGAUGGAUAAGCCUCUUUGUGAACGAAGAAAGUUUCUCCAUGACAACAUGGUUGAGGUUCCAAACAGGAUAUUGUUUUCAGAAAUGAAACAUGUUACAAGAGCAUCAGAUCUAGCGGAGAUGAUCACCCGUGUCAUCAGAGAGGGACUGGAAGGCCUGGUGCUGAAGGACCUCAAGGGUGCCUAUGAGCCUGGGAAGCGCCACUGGUUGAAGGUGAAGAAGGACUACCUGAACGAGGGUGCCAUGGCGGACACAGCUGACCUGGUGGUGUUGGGAGCCUUCUAUGGAAAAGGCUCAAAUGGUGGAAUAAUGUCCAGUUUCUUGAUGGGCUGCUAUGACCCUGCAUCAAAGAAGUGGUGCACAGUGACCAAGUGUUCUGGAGGCUAUGACGACGCCACUCUGGCCAGACUUCAGAAGGAGCUGGAUGUGAUUAAGAUCAGCAAGGACCCAAGCAAAAUCCCUGGCUGGUUAAAGAUUGUUAAGAACUAUUACCCAGAUUUCAUUACCCGGGACCCAGAGCAAGCACCGGUGUGGGAGAUCACUGGAGCUGAGUUUUCCAAGUCGGAGAUGCACACGGCCGACGGAAUCUCCAUCCGCUUCCCGCGCUGCACGCGUAUCCGUGACGAUAAGGACUGGAAGACUGCCACCAACCUUCCUCAGCUGAAGGAACUCUAUCGCAUAUCGAAGGAGCGCUGCGACUUUGAGGUGACUGCGGGCGACGCCAAAGAUAAGGAUGAUGGGAGCUCCUCUGGUGGGGCCAGUGGUGGCAGUUCUCCACCCUCCACAUCACACGCUAAACCCACCCCCAGCAAAGCCCGUGCCAGUGCUGCUCCUCGGGCGAAGCAGGUGAAAUCAGAACCCCCACCCACUCCCUCCCCUGCCAAGAGGAAGAUGCCUGCAGAGGACCACAGCAGCAAGAAGAUUAAGACUGAAGUUGUCCAUAGCAAUGGGCAAAGCAAAGGGAAGAGCAGCUCCACCAAGGUGAUUGAAGCAGGUCCUGAGAAGACGCUUCUGGACAUUUUCAGUGGCGUGAAGCUCUACCUGCCAAAGGGUAUCCAGGACUACGACAAACUCCAGCGCUACUUUGUGGCCUACGACGGAGACUUGGUCCCAGAGUACGACGCUGCCACAGCUACCCACACACUAACCGACCCCGAUGAAGACAGUCAGGCUCAGAAAGUCACCUCCAACUGGAUCUGGAAGUGCAUUCGCAAGAGGAGAGUGGUUCCCCCUUGCUGAUCAGGGCGGGCGUCGACCAAUGGAGACAUGAACUGCUUUUCAGAUGAAUAAAAGUGCCCUUCAACAGUAGUGGUUGCCUCAGAAACUACUUCCAUCAUAUGAACAAUACUAUCUCUUCCAGUGCAUCCUGGAUUGUUUUUCAUGACCAUGUAUAAUGUCAGUAUUGUAAGCUGCCCCGGUUGGUGGGAUUUUUUUAAAACACAUAAACAUGCCUGUUAUCUGGGAUUUGAUACCAUGAAGACAUAAGGAGCAGAGAUCCUUCAAUCUUUAUAUUUAUUUUGUUUUUAGGGAUCAGGUGUGCGAUUUUUGCUGUAUUAGCUACAGCAUGGAUAUCAAGUAGAUUAUUUUCUGGAAGUAGUUGGUAGUUUUGAGGUAUUAAGGUUUCAAAAAGUAUAUGUACACUCAUUUAGAAGAUUAAGCGAUAUUAAUGGGUAGUUUGUCAUGUCUAGUAGUUUUUCUUUGUUAUUCUGUAUGGGUCAAAUUAUAUGAAGAAUGUUAACUGAAUGAAUGGUAAAUGAUGAAAUAAACCAUUUUGUGAAUGGCUUUGAUCCUGAAGAAA
Messenger RNA from Alosa alosa (allis shad), 3759 nucleotides. RefSeq names its product ligase III, DNA, ATP-dependent (gene lig3). Lineage: Eukaryota; Metazoa; Chordata; Actinopteri; Clupeiformes; Clupeidae. The record is from RefSeq and is a predicted model, not a curated record. The transcript has 21 exons. Gene Ontology annotation, biological process: double-strand break repair via alternative nonhomologous end joining; mitochondrial DNA repair; DNA biosynthetic process. Gene Ontology annotation, cellular component: DNA ligase III-XRCC1 complex. The coding region runs from base 156 to 3200 and encodes 1014 amino acids. Gene Ontology annotation, molecular function: ATP binding; zinc ion binding; DNA ligase (ATP) activity.